Knipowitschia caucasica is the source of this 1455-nucleotide messenger RNA. Lineage: Eukaryota; Metazoa; Chordata; Actinopteri; Gobiiformes; Gobiidae. The record is from the annotation of a GenBank genome assembly.
AUGGACGUACGACGCAAGAAGAAGUUAACUUAUUUCACCAUCGGACUCCUCUUUCUUCUGAGCGGCAUCGAAUACGCUGUGAUUUUGCCGACGAUUUGGAGAUACUUGCAGACUUUAGAUGCUGCUCCGUACUUCCUGGGUCUGUCCCUCUCCGCCUUCAGCUUCACCGGGCUUCUCUCAGGGCCGCUCUUUGGGCAUUGGUCCGACCGAACACAAACCACCAAGAAGAUCAUACUUUUUGCCAAUCUCUUUGAAAUUCUUGGUAACUUCAUGUACUUUAUGGGUCUUUCAAAAUGGCUGCUUCUGGCGAGUCGACUGGUCGCAGGCAUCGGGACCGGGGCUGGAUCUGCGAUUUUUGGAUUUCUAACUCGAAGCACUCUUCCUGAGGACCGUGCGACUGUCUUUGCUGCCGUCAUGGCUUGUCGUCAAGCGGGCCUUCUGAUUGGUCCAGCGUUUAACAUCUUCCUCAGACUUUGUGAUUUUCGUCUGGGACCUUUUGUCGUCAACAAGUUCACUGCUCCCGGGCUCUUCAUGUGUGUUUUAUGGAUCCUACUUCAGAUCUUUAUUCUUUUCUUGUACUGGGACCUGCCGACAGCGGGAAAGACUCAGACUAGAGCAAAGAAAAGCAGCAGUGAGAACGACCAAGCCCUGGAUGACGAAGACCAUGAUGAUGAUGACCAUGAUGAAGCCGAGCCCCUCAUGCAUUCUCAGGAGGCCCAGGGCAGGUACGGCUCCGUGCCGCCGCCUGUCGACCACACAGAAGACGAUGUUCUCUCUCCGUCCACAGAGUCCCAGGCCUCUUCAAACCCUUUUAGGAAUUUCAGUUUGUCCCGAGAGUUCCUCAGAGAAGAGGUGGUGGUGCUGCUCGCUGCUCAGUUCAUUACUCUGUUUAAUCAGACGGCUUUAGAGACCAUGGUGACGCCGCUGACCCAGAGGUUCUUUGGUUACGGCGAGCUAGAGAACAGCAUCAUGUACUGCCUCUGUGGCGUGGAGGUGAUCGCCGGCUUCCUGUUUGUGCGGUGGUUAAGUGGGCGUGUAGCGGAGCGCGUGGUCCUCGCCAUCGGCCUCGCCAUCUGCAACGUCUCCAACGUCUGGUGCCUGGUCUUUAUGGCCUCGCCCAUCGGCGCCUCCCCAUGGCCGCUGACGGAGUUCAUCGUGGGGGUUUUCCUUCAAGUUCUGGGUUUGCCGUUUGUCGCGGUGGCUCAGGUCUCUCUGUACUCCAAAGUCACCGCAGAGAAAACACAAGGAUUCAGUCAAGGAGUGCGUCGCUCCGUGGGGGGUCUGGCCACCAUCCUGGGCCCGCUCUGGGCUGGGGGUCUGACGGACAAUAUGUACAUCAUGUUGGGGGUCAUGAUGGGUCUGCUGGCUCUCUUAUCGGUCAUGCUGGCGUUCUCCUACAGGCGUCUGGUGGAACCUGCGGCCGAGGACAACAGUCUCUCCUCAGACGACUCCUGA